Molecule: messenger RNA, 849 nt
Organism: Halteromyces radiatus
Lineage: Eukaryota; Fungi; Mucoromycota; Mucoromycetes; Mucorales; Cunninghamellaceae
Exons: 1
Coding region: 36-710 (224 amino acids)
Source: RefSeq, a predicted model, not a curated record
CCACUUUUUUUUCUCCUCUUUUGUUUUAUAAAUUAAUGACGAAAGAUUAUCACACUUCAACAUUUGAGGCAGAGGUACUUGAUAAUACAUUACUCUCGAUACCCGAUGUGUAUACCGAUUAUAUUCACCCACAAUUAAUCUUGGUUUUACAUUAUUUGGUAACAAUAUGUUCUUAUUGUCUCUAUGCAUUGGUCAAGAUCAUAUAUGUGGCGGUACUUACCAUUCUUUGGCCGGUGUAUCUUAUAUGUUCGUUUUUUAUUUUAAGGCCGUUAUAUUAUUUUUAUCAUCUCUGUCAAUUAUUGUAUCCAGUGGCCAUCUAUCUUGGUGUGGCUGUGAUUUGUGGUAUUAUUAUUGGUGGUUGUGCUGGAUUCACUGCCGAAGCGCUUUCUUCCAUCAUUCUCAAUGCUACUUGGGGUCCAUCAACAACAACAACAACAACAACUGUGGAUAAAGUUUAUCUCGAUACAAAUGAUAUGGAUGAUUUGACAGAUGAUGGGAAUAGUUUUGAGGAUUGGAAUGAUUUGUAUAAUGAUAUUACACAACAAGAAGAAGAAACUAUGUCUUGGAAAAAAGAGGAAACUGAUGAUGAUGAUGAUGAUCACCCGAAAAAGGGAAAACAAGCAAUGCUCCGGCGACCUUCCAUGAACACCAACAAGAAUAGUAUCAAAUACAGACCUAUCAAGAUAAAACAAUCAUACGACUCUGAAUGAAAUCAAGUUAAUAGUUGGUUUAUUUGUUUAUUCUUUUUUGUACAUAUGUUUCUUUAUUUUGACCUUCAAUAAAAUAAGGAUGAUGAUGAUGUUGGACUUGAUUGAGUUUUUAUUCCUAACUAUCGGUUCAAAGCACUUU